AUGAGUGGUUCUCUCUACUAUGGACUGAGGAGGAGGAGGGAGAGAAAAAAUAUAGAGGAAGAAAGAGAUGUCCUAAAAAAAGGAAGAAAAGGAAGGGGGGGGGGGGGGGGUUUUUNUGCAUAUAGUACAGGGUCGAAAGUAGCAGGCACUAGUCAUCUGAAACGCCAUAUUGCCAAAGGAACCUGCCCAGUAGUCUUGCGCAACCAGCAGAAUGAUCAAUUGACCCCUUAUAGUGCUCCUUCAAAGAUGAGUGGAUAUGGGGGUAGUAAUGGUACACCUAAACGACGUUAUCGAACUGCUUCUACUCCUUAUCUUGCUUUUGAUCCAGACCGGUGCCGCCAGGAGAUCUCCAGGAUGAUCAUCAUGCACGACUAUCCCCUUCACAUGGUUGAGCAUCCAGGCUUUCUUACUUUUGUCCAGCAUCUUCAACCUCGGUUUGAUAUGGUGAGCUUCAACACUGUCCAAGGAGAUUGUGUGGCAACUUAUCUUAGAGAGAAGCAAGCGAUUCAGAAAGUGAUUGAGAGAGUACCUGGGCGGAUCUGCUUAACACUAGACAUGUGGUCCUCCCAUCACACUGUGGGUUAUGUGUUCAUAACUGGGCAGUAUAUUGAUAGUGAGUGGAAAAUUCACAGGAAAAUACUCAAUGUCAUAAUGGAACCAUAUCCAGAUUCUGACACGGCUUUCAGCCAUGCAGUUGCCGCUUGCCUUUCUGACUGGAGUAUGGAGGGGAAGUUAUUUUCUGUCACUAUUAAUCAACCAAUCAGUGAUGCAGCUGUUGAUAAUCUUAGAGCUUUACUCUCAGUGAAGAACCCUCUUGUGCUAAAUGGUCAGCUGUUGGUUGGAAAUUGUCUUGCUCGAACUUUGAGCAGCAUUGCCCAAGAUGCAUUUUAUUUUUUGCAUGGAACUGUUAAGAAAGUAAGAUAUAGCGUAAAAUAUGUGAAAACAUCAGAAUCUCACGAGGAAAAGUUUAUUGAGCUCAAACAGCAGCUUCAGGUGCCAAGCACAAAGACGUUGGCGCUUGAUGACCGAACACAGUGGAACACAACAUAUGAGAUGUUGUUGGCUGCAUCAGAGCUGAAGGAAGUAUUUUCAUGCUUGGAUACAUCUGAUCCUGAUUACAAGGAUGCCCCAUCAGUUGAAGAUUGGAAGCAAGUUGAGAUUCUGUGUACUUACUUGAAAAUCCUCUUUGACACUGCCAAUCUUCUGACUGCACCAACAAUUCCAACAACCAAUACAUUCUUCCAUGAAGCGUGGAAGAUUCAAUUGGAACUGGCUCGUGCUGCAGCAAGUGAAGAUCCAUCCAUCAGCAGCCUUACCAAAACUAUGCAAGAGAAAUUCGAUAAAUACUGGAAGACUUGUUGUCUGAUGUUAGCUAUUGCCGUAGUAAUGGAUCCACGCUUCAAAAUGAAGCUCGUUGAAUUCAGUUUUACGAAAAUAUAUGGUGAAGAAGCUGCUACCUAUGUGAAGAUUGUUGAGGAGGGAAUCCACGAGCUCUUCCUUGAAUAUGUGGCACUUCCUCUGCCUCUGACCCCAACUUAUGCUGAAGACGCAAAUGGUGGGGCUAUGAAGCAGGAGAAUGCCCAAGGCGUCGGUGCCUCUAGUAAUGGAGCCGGACUUACAGAUUUUGAUGCCUACAUUAUGGAGACCACAAGUCAGCAGUCAAGGUCUGAACUUGAUCAAUAUUUGGAGGAGUCCUUGUUGCCUCGUGUUCACGAGUUUGAUGUUGUGGGGUGGUGGAAACUGAACAGAAUGAAGUACCCAACUCUAUCAAUAAUGGCUCGUGAUAUAUUGUCAGUUCCAGUUUCUACUAUAACAGCUGACUCUGUAUUUAGCACAGUAAGCAAAGAGAUGGAUCGUUACAGGUGUUCCUUGCGACCUGAGACAGUGGAAGCGCUCAUCUGUGCCAAGGAUUGGCUUCAGAAUGCAUCGGUAAAUACUUUACACGCACCACUAAAAAUGGAAGUCCCGAUUUAGGAGGUUGCUGUAAUGUUUGAGUAGAUGUCUAGAAUGGUAUUUUGUAGCUGACUUUAUUUCCUUUUAGAUUGUAAAAUUUCUCUCUUUUCUGUUGUCGUCUGAGGGUUGAGUUUCUUGUAUCAUAAUUCUGAACCAUUAAGCUCUUUACUUGAGAAAUCUAUUCGACAUGUUAAAAAUCUCCCUUUUCAUUUCACAUUUGUAUAUGAAUGCGUGAAGCAGCUUAGUUGGUGCA
Nicotiana tabacum (common tobacco) is the source of this 2206-nucleotide messenger RNA. NCBI's taxonomy places the organism in Eukaryota, Viridiplantae, Streptophyta, Magnoliopsida, Solanales, Solanaceae. The record is from RefSeq and is a predicted model, not a curated record.